AUGUAUACUCUGUUUUUCCACGAUAACUAUGACUACUGUGAUAACGGAUAUAUUCCAAAUACAGAACAGUCCAACAGCCAGCAUUCUGCUUGUUUCUAUCGUACCGAAGGAAGCGAUGCCUCAGUGCCCCAUCUCAGAGUUAGUGGGCCUGACGAGACCCUCAAAGAUAUAUAUGAGCUUGUCAACAGCAAGUUAUCAUACUUCUCAUGCUCCUUUCUAUAUGCCUUACUCAAAUAUUCGACGCGAAUAUUAUCAAGUACAGGCAGGUUCACCUUACCAAUUGAAAGGAAUGGGAAUGAAGCCAAUAAAAUAAUUUACUAUCCAGUGAUAUUGUCGCAAGUGCGUGAAACCUUCCGGUGCGGUCUCCCGUACACAAAGAUACUUCUCAACAAUGCCCGGGAUACCCCUAAAGGCUCAACAGCAAUGAAAGAGAAGAAAUUUGCUGCAUACCUAAUUAUCCGGAGUAGAUUGCUGUAUAUAUACACCAGACUACACAAUGAGAGGCUCUACCGAGGCUCUCCUAGAAUCCACAUCCUCGGACCACGGGAGUCUCAGCAAUUCAACCAGGUCGUUCCAGCGGCGUCAUAG
Trichophyton rubrum CBS 118892 is the source of this 588-nucleotide messenger RNA. RefSeq lists its product as uncharacterized. The coding region runs from base 1 to 588 and encodes 195 amino acids. Lineage: Eukaryota; Fungi; Ascomycota; Eurotiomycetes; Onygenales; Arthrodermataceae. The transcript has a single exon. The record is from RefSeq and is a predicted model, not a curated record.